Messenger RNA from Triplophysa rosa, 998 nucleotides. RefSeq names its product uromodulin-like. The transcript is spliced from 7 exons. The record is from RefSeq and is a predicted model, not a curated record. The annotation marks the transcript as partial. Lineage: Eukaryota; Metazoa; Chordata; Actinopteri; Cypriniformes; Nemacheilidae.
CUGUGAGAGACCCGUGCUCCGAGCUCAACUGUACUGAGAAUGAGUGGUGUGGAGAGAAGGACUGUGGAACAACAAACGGCUGUUUCUGUAACAACAAUCAUCUCAUAUCCGCCUCUGACACUUUCGAUGCCUAUGAGACGUGUGAAAGCAGCUCUGGGUUCAUCUCUCUGUCUCGCUCUCAGCUCUUUGAAGCUGGUUUUUCUGCUGAUCUCUUACACCUGAAUGACCCCAGCUGUAGAGGAACAGUCCGGAAUGGCAGAGUAGAGUUUAGAUUUGACAACAAUGACCACAUCUGUGGUACAAAACUUGUGGCCAAUGGCACUCACUUCAUAUAUGAAAACUUUAUUCUUAGUGAUCCAGACUUAACUGGUCUGGAUUUUCCCAUCAGCAGAAAGAGAUUUCUGAAGUUGCGUUUCAGCUGUAUUUAUCACCAAACCCAAGCGCUCUCCAUGGACAUCCACCCUCUGGAGAGCAUUGUGAACAGAAACCAUCAAGGUCUGGGGACAUAUCAGGUCAGGAUGAUUCCAUAUUUGGAAGCCAUGUUCUCUGACCCGUUCACUGGUUGUGUGGGUGUGGAGCUGAAUGAGCCGAUUUUUCUAGAAGUGCGUGUUGAUGGAGUUGAAGGCCGUCAGUUUGCUUCAGUGAUUGACGCAUGUUGGGCUACACAUGUGAAUGAUCCUCAGUCCUCUCUCCGCUGGGAUCUUAUCGUUGAUGAGUGCCCCAGUCCAAAUGAUGACACCGUGGAGAUUCUGCAGAACGGCGUCUCCACAUCCAGUCGUUUCACCUUCAGGACGUUCACGGCACACUCCAGUAAGGUUUACCUGCACUGCAGAAUUCACCUUUGUCUCCUGACCAACAAUACCUGCUCUUCUCAAUGUUUCUCUGAACCUCAUCUGAGAGUGGGCAGAUCUCUGGACUUCCAUGACACUGCCUCCAUAUCUAUUGGUCCACUGGUCUGGUCCAAAAGAAAACUAAAAGAUGGAUCUCGGAACAAGUGA